AACCGCGUGCUCUUGUAAUGCAUGCAUUCUCUUUAUUGCUGUAUAGAUAAAUUAGUGAAAAAUGAUCAAGCUAUAUCGUUCGCCCGCUUGAACGCAGCCAAUUCUUCCUCUCUUUUAGCUAAUUCCGCUUGUUUCAUAGCGAUCUGCGCCUGCUUCUCUGGUUGAUGGUACAUGACGACGAUAUAGCGUUCGUUUAAGUGGAAACCGUUGAGAUUAUCGAAUGCUUGCUUAGAAUCAUUAACAAUCUCGUAUACGACGUAGGCAGUUCCUCUCGUUUCCUUGGUAUUUCCUAGUCUAAUUUGACGUAUAGCGCCAUAUUUACCGAAUAAAUCGUAUAGAUCCUCUCCUGUUAUAGAAUAUGGUAGGUUCUUUAUAUAGAGGAUGCGAUUCACAUCCUGUCCUAGCUUCGUACCAGAAGACAUGAUAGUUCUCUCCAACGAUGAUCGUAAUCUACAAUCCAAACUCAGGGGGUAAACUAGCGGAAGAAUAUCUUCACCAGCAUAUAAUACCCUCCCUAGAGAGUAGUAAUAUCAGCUAUGAGCUCCUACGCACCGAAUAUGAAGGACACGCACAAGAGAUAAGCUCAAAGUUGGCGCGAAACGGCGGUGAACUUGUAGUAUCUUUAUUAGGAGGUGAUAGCACAACCCAUGAGUUCAUAACUGGAUUGAGUGAUCUUGAUAACCCACCAAAAACAACGCUAGUUUUGGUUCCGACGGGCACAGCUAAUGCGUUAUAUCACUCUAUACACUCAUCAUCUACCCUCGACAAGGAUAGUAUCGAGUACAAACUCCUAUCUUUCAAUUCAUUCGUCAGCAAGUCAAACAAUGCAAAGAGGCUCGCCCUUAGUGACGUUAUUGUGGACGAUGGUAGUUCACGCAAGACAGCUCAUGUCGUAGUCUCGACCGCCGUUCACGCUGCUCUUCUGCAUCGCAGCGAGGAACUCAGGAGUGUUGACACCUCAAUCGAACGCUUCAAAACUGCAUUUAUGGAGGUAUGCACGAAAUGGACAGAAGGGAGGUUGAAUUUAUAUGCCAGUAGAGUGUUUUCAGAGGGUGCUUUUAGCGAUAAAGUUGAAGAUAUCACCUUAUCUGGUCCAUUUACCUAUCUUCUGGCAUCCCAUAUCGACAGAUUAGAGGAGAAGUUUGUGAUUGCACCGCACAACACCACUGAGGAAGGCCUCUCGGUCGUUAUAGUCCGCCCAACUCGUGAUCCUCUCGUUAGGGAACAUCUUGAGAAGAAGGAUUAUGACGCAGCAACUCAGACAUCAGCCAAGGUAUUGACGGAUGUUAUGUAUGCUGCUUAUGAUAACGGGAAUCAUCUCAACCUUAAGCAUAGCAAUAGUGAAUUCGUCGUUGAGUACUACCAUGUAAAGUCUAUGUCAUUUGAAGCGGAAAAUCCUGGUAAUUAUGUCUGCGUCGAUGGAAAUUUAGUUGAAUUAAAGAAUAAAUACACCGUGGAUAGCAGUCCAGUAGAUAUUUUUGUACAAAUUUAAAGAUUAUAUGCUGUG
Messenger RNA from Wallemia mellicola CBS 633.66, 1507 nucleotides. RefSeq lists its product as hypothetical. The coding region runs from base 440 to 1492 and encodes 350 amino acids. The record is from RefSeq and is a predicted model, not a curated record. Lineage: Eukaryota; Fungi; Basidiomycota; Wallemiomycetes; Wallemiales; Wallemiaceae. The transcript is spliced from 5 exons. Gene Ontology annotation, cellular component: membrane; intracellular membrane-bounded organelle; cytoplasm. Gene Ontology annotation, biological process: sphingosine biosynthetic process.